AUGAUAAAGUUGACAUUCGUUUUAUCAAUCGGAGUGUUAAUUAUUUCAGUGGUCGAUGUUGUUAAAUUAAAAUCAUCCAAAUUGGACGGUACGGAGGGAGGAAUUAAAAUACUAGAAAAAUGUUCAAAAACGGAAGAAAUCAAUUUGAACGUGGUGGAGGAUAUGUGUUUACCGGAAGAACAACCUCCCCAUCCCCACGACCACCAACAGCGACAGAGACAGGAAGAAACGAGCGAAUUUAAAAUUAAAAAAAAUUUCCAAUCGGAACAUGGGGUCAUGGAGAAAGAAAGGGAAAUUUGUCACGUCGGAAAUAACGUCGAAAAUAUCGAAUCAACGAAUGAAAUUUUCAAUUCCGGUUCCUCAACUUCGACGACGACCAUUUCCGGUCACGAGUUUACGGAAACGAGAAAAUCAGAAGAGAUAAAGAAAAAUUUAAAUUGGAUGAGAUGGACUGAGUAUAGUCCUUACGCCAAAGAUAUUAUUAAAAACAAUAAAUGGGAAUCGAUACAAGACGAAUUGAUAACGGUUGUGAGUUACAACGUUUUGUCACAAUCCCUAUUGGAAAAACACAGGUACCUGUACAAGAGAAACGAUGAAAAAUCACUCAAGUGGGAAGUCAGGAGUAAAUUGCUCAUUGAAGAAAUAAAAGAAUUCGAUGCGGACAUAUUAUGCCUCCAGGAAAUAGAUUCGAGUUUAGUCAAUUCUUUUUACAAUUACAAUUUGAAUCUUUUGGGUUAUCAGGGUAUAUACAAACAGAGGACAAACGAAAAAGUCGACGGUUGUGCCAUUUAUUACAAAAGGGAUAAAUUUAAUCUCGUCAAAUAUAUGACGGUCGAAUUGUUUAAAAGAUCCGUUCAUUUGUUAGAUCGUGAUAACAUUGGAAUAAUUCUCAAAUUAACAAUGAAAUCGAAUCCGAAAUCGGAAUUUGUCGUCGCAACGACUCAUCUUUUGUACAAUCCGAAAAGGGGAGACAUUAAAUUGGCACAAACGCAAUUGAUGCUCGCGGAAAUCGAAAAAAUGGCAUAUGCUAAACAUAACGCACUAGCACGACAACCGGAAUAUUUGCCCAUCAUAUUCACCGGAGACAUGAAUUACUCACCGGAAAAUGGGGUUUACCAAUUAGUCACGAAAAGUUAUUUGGAAUACGAGGGUAUGUCGAGCGAAAAAAUUUUACCCUCUCUAAGAGGUCACAUACUCAACAAAACACUUUUACCCCCGAGAAUUGGAAUCACGGAUUCGUGUCAAUACGUAGAAAAUGCCGGCGAGGUUAGCUUUUCGACGGGAGCUUUGGAUCAUCAUUUAAAUUUGGAAAGCGUUUACGAACACGUGAAAGGAAAUUUACCGGAAGCGACGACGAAUCAAAAUCACUGGGUGACGGUGGAUUACAUAUUUUACAGUCAAUUAUGGAACGAUAAUUUAAAAUUAAAAUCCGAAGGAAAUCUCAAAUUGAUCUCGAGGCUCACGCUUCCAAAUUCGCGAGAAGCCGAAGUUUAUCUCAGGUAUCUCCCGAAUUUGGCAUGCGCGAGCGAUCAUCUUCCGUUACGUGCAACUUUUCAACUCACGUCGGGAAAUCGAUAG
Pediculus humanus corporis (human body louse) is the source of this 1578-nucleotide messenger RNA. RefSeq names its product Nocturnin, putative. The record is from RefSeq and is a predicted model, not a curated record. The transcript is spliced from 8 exons. Bases 1 to 1578 code for a protein of 525 amino acids. Gene Ontology annotation, molecular function: 3'-5'-RNA exonuclease activity. NCBI's taxonomy places the organism in Eukaryota, Metazoa, Arthropoda, Insecta, Psocodea, Pediculidae.